AUGUACGUCUCCAUCACUUGGUCGUCAGUUGAAGCGUGGGGUACUAACCCAAUCAGCAUCGUGACCCGGGCGGACGAGAUCAAAACGGUCUUUAGGGACUCGGGAGAUCACCAGAAAGCCUUUAACCUCAACGGAGGGUGGGUGAUGGGCGACCUGGUCGGUGAUGGUGUGGGCCUGAUCAGCCAGGGCCAUUGGAAACGCGUUCAUGCGAUAGUUUCACCCCCAUUUACCCAGAAGGCUACCACCUACGUUUCUUUCGUACAGUCGCGGGUGGUGCGACAGUUUCACGAGCUUGACGGGGAGCAUCCAGAUGAAAAGGAAUGGCGGCUGAAGCCAGCCGAGGACCUGAAGCUGCUACCUUUCUGGGUCAUCAGCGAUCUCCUAUACGGAGAACUAGCUCCAGAGAUGGUGCGCGAACUCCUUGAAAUCACCGACCUACGGAACGAUGUGUUCCAGUAUGCUUUCAAGGGCGGCCUUUCGCUCUUCUCAUUCACCAAAGUCUUCUCGCCGACUAUCCGGGCAAAGCUUCGUGUCUUUCACACACGAUGGGCGGAAUUCAACCGGCGCGCGUACCAUCGCGCCAGAGCAAGUGGCCAGAGCUCCUCCGCCUGUGCGAUCGUGCCUUUAUACGCAGCCGUCGAGAGCGGCCAUCUCACGCCCACAGAGCUGAUGCACACGCUCGACGAGGCGCUCUUCGCCAACAUUGACGUCACUAUUGGCAGCUUCUCUUGGAUCCCGUCCUUCCUCGCCGAAGACAGCGCUUGCCAGCAGGAGCUACGAAGGGAGAUUGCGGAGGCCCGGUCAGAUGGCUCUGACGAUUCAUGGGCGCGGUACAUUGCCAGCAGUUCCACCCUGCUGGCGAGUUGUAUUAAUGAGUCGGCCCGUUUGCGCCCCGUCACCAAUUACACAUAUCCCCAGUCGAUCCCCACAGAGCGAGAUGUGGGAGGAUUCCGUCUUCCCAAGGGAACCCACGUUGUCGUUGAUACGAAUGCUUUGAACAUUCGGGACGAGUCCUGGGGGCCGAUCGGACGCGCUUCCAGCCACGACGUUUUCUGGCCGAAUCCCGCGCCAGUUUCCGCUAUCGCUUCUGGCGCUUCGGUGCUGGUGGCGUACACCGUCGAGCAUUAUCAUCUUCGGUCCCCGGAAAAAUCGACGACGGACGACUUGGCGGCCGCGAAACGAGGAGACGCAUGGUUCAAGGUUGCAGAGCAGGAGAUUGUCUUGGAGUCUUUGUGA
This is a messenger RNA of Penicillium oxalicum, 1236 nucleotides long. Its product is annotated as Cytochrome monooxygenase roqR. The coding region runs from base 1 to 1236 and encodes 411 amino acids. Gene Ontology annotation, molecular function: heme binding; monooxygenase activity; oxidoreductase activity, acting on paired donors, with incorporation or reduction of molecular oxygen. The transcript is spliced from 2 exons. The record is from RefSeq and is a predicted model, not a curated record. Lineage: Eukaryota; Fungi; Ascomycota; Eurotiomycetes; Eurotiales; Aspergillaceae.